CACAAAAUUUGAUGCAAUUUGAAUUCUGAAUUUAAACGUUUUCAUAUCAAACAAUUUCGAGUAUUCUCAAAAGACUCUUGGCUAAAUUGUUUUCAGUGAAUCCGACUCUUCUUUAUUUUGGAAAACUGAGUCACGCUACGCAAACAUAAGAGCAGCAGCAGAAGUUAAAAGUUGUAUCUACUUGUUAAUCCAGUAUUUGGGCUGCAGAGCAUUUCAUCCUUUUUAAGAUUAAUCUUGCGUUUGCAUUGGAUUCCUUGGCAUUCCUUAGCGCAACAAUGGAAGAUAAAAAGCCAACGGCCCGCAAGCUGAAUUACGAAAUUUGUGAAGUUUCAAGUUUUAUUGCCGAUUAUCCAGCCGAAAAAAUAUUGGAGAAUAAGCCCAGUGAUUCGGGAUCCAGAUGGUGUUCGGACAGUAAUUCAUACCCACAAUUCAUCACGCUGAAGCUUUCAGCGCCUGCAUUUCUUCAUGCUAUAACAUUUGGAAAAAAUGAGAAAGCUAACGUUUGCAAUGUGAGAAAAUUUGAAGUGUACGGAGGGCUGACGCUGGACUCACUGAUGAAGUUAUACGAAGGAUCAUUGCGCAAUGACAGUUUUGCCGAGUCCUUUCCAUUGCGGCACACAAUCGACCAAGUGGAAUUUCCUGUACGUUAUGUUAGAAUCCUUCCAAUACAAGCAUGGGGUUCUGGUUUCAAUUAUUGCAUUUGGCAUGUGGAGCUCAGUGGCGUCGACGACAGCGAUUUAGUGCGGCCAAAUUUGGAGGUUGUUAAAAAAUAUCGUCACUCAACCGCAUUACGUGUCUGUUGGAAAUUUUUUCGAGAAUUGGGAUUGGAGGAUGUGUGUGAGUUGCUCAAACAGAAAAUCGACUUCGACCUGGAAAGCCCCCGAGUUACCGAAUUGUAUGAUACAAUUGUACAUCAACGAGACUUCGAUAAGGCGGAACGCAUUAUGGAGCAAGCAGGGAAUGACGGGUUGCUCGAAGAUUUCAUCUCACGACAGCCUUACAGACCCGCGUGGAAACGUCUGAUGUCUGACCAUGCAAUUGUAUCCCCAGAAUUUUUUCCCUGCAUGAGAGGCGGUCAUCAAAUGGUGAUGGAUUCCAGCGCCCGUGCUAUUUAUAUGUUUGGAGGCUGGGAUGGCAGUAAAGAUUUGUCGGACUUCUGGAGAUAUGACAUUUCGGAGCGGCAGUGGACCCUUAUUUCUGCCAAUGCGACCGAACAGAAUGGUCCAUCUGCACGCUCGUGUCACAAGAUGAUCCUGGAUGAAGAUGAUCAAACGAUUUUCCUUCUUGGCCGCUUCGUGGACCCCAAUUCUAAAACCAACGAGCCAAUGAAAAGCGAUUUAUAUAUGUAUGACAUUAGACGAAGAUCCUGGACAUGUAUAAGCAAAGACACAUUUGCCGACGGCGGACCAAGAUUGCUGAUGAACCAUCAAAUGGCGCUGGAUCCUCAGAGCAAGGCUGUUUAUGUAUGCGGUGGGAAGAUUGUGGAGAGAAAAGCCACAGAAAAUACCGAAGGAGCCUGGUAUAGUGGAUUGUAUGUGUUCAGCAUCCGUAGUAAUUCCUGGAAAUGCUUGCGCCCCGAUGUAAGAGCCUCCCGUGGCCGAGAUGUGUCGUUCAAGCCAAGAGCGGGACACUGUAUGAUCUUCCAUCCGGGUCAGCGUGCUUUGUACAUAUUUGGCGGACACUGUAUUGAAGAUGCCAUCAAAGAUAUGCUGGUUUACAACGUUGAUAGCAACGACUACAGAAUACUUGCUGAUGCCGAAGCGGGUGACCUUUUGCCGGUUGGUUUCAGUCCACGAGCAACCUUCGAUCCGGACCGGGAAGAAAUACACCUGCAUUUUGGGGAAGCUAGAAACAAGAACAAAUCGGACGAACAGGCACAGAACAAUGUUUGGGUUUUCUCCGUUGCCAGUGGGAAAUGGUCAGCAUGUCGUACAGCAUCUGAUGAAUGUAAUCGCGAGCCAGCCCCUCGCUAUGCAUAUCAGCUUGUAUAUGAUACGGGUUCGAAGACACAUUUCUUGUUUGGGGGGAGUGCGGUAAAAGCGUCUGGUGCAUCAAAGCUGAGACUGGGCGAUUUCUGGGAAUUGAGGUUGAGAAAGCCUGAACUGGAAGCAACACUGCGGCAAGUGCGAUGGAUUAUUCGAAAACAGAAGUUUCUGGAACUGUGUUCGCAUAAUCCACUGGCCGCUGUAAAUUUUCUGCAAAAUGAUGUGGCAGGAGUUGUGGACAGCAGCUCGGCGAAGGAAAUGCACGAGUUUCACCAGUUGCCGGCAUACUUAUUUCGUGCUCCACCAAGUUUACCGUCUGUGAAGUUUGAUACAGGCGCCGGUGUGGAGUUGGAAAAUCGGGUGCAAGUGUUUGCACGAUUAUGCCACUUUUUCCCAGAAUCAAUGGUUCCGCCUAGCCAGAAUUUAGUUGAUCUCGUACAGUUGUAACCACAACAUUUUUGGUUUUCAGAGUUUUGUCGAUUCUUUAAAUUUACGAGUUAAUUAUGUUUAUACUAUGUUAAAAAUGUAGUGGUUUAACGUUUUACUUGUACGUUCUUGGAAGAGUUGGACUCGUAUUGAUUUAUUAGUUUCU
Paramacrobiotus metropolitanus is the source of this 2577-nucleotide messenger RNA. RefSeq names its product muskelin-like. Gene Ontology annotation, molecular function: protein binding. The record is from RefSeq and is a predicted model, not a curated record. Gene Ontology annotation, cellular component: cytoplasm. Lineage: Eukaryota; Metazoa; Tardigrada; Eutardigrada; Parachela; Macrobiotidae. The transcript is spliced from 12 exons. The coding region runs from base 276 to 2432 and encodes 718 amino acids.